AUGCCUGCGGGCGUGUCCUGGCCCACCUACCUGAAAAUGUUCACAGCCAGCCUCCUGGCCAUGUGCGCGGGGGCAGAAGUGGUGCACAGGUACUACCGGCCCGACCUGACAAUACCUGAAAUUCCACCCAAACCUGGAGAACUCAAAACGGAGUUUUUGGGACUUAAAGAGAGACAACAAAAAUCUUGA
Messenger RNA from Chrysochloris asiatica (Cape golden mole), 189 nucleotides. It is a transcript of the gene CUNH12orf73, whose product is annotated as chromosome unknown open reading frame, human C12orf73. Gene Ontology annotation, biological process: mitochondrial respiratory chain complex III assembly. Lineage: Eukaryota; Metazoa; Chordata; Mammalia; Afrosoricida; Chrysochloridae. The record is from RefSeq and is a predicted model, not a curated record. Bases 1 to 189 code for a protein of 62 amino acids. Gene Ontology annotation, cellular component: mitochondrion. The transcript is spliced from 2 exons.